AAUGAUUUCAUGACAUCUGUGUAAUGGUUUUUGCUUCUUUGUUUUACAGAAACAAACAGUGGUUUCUGUCAGAAAAGAGGUAAUUAGUCUCCCAGUUUCAAGGGAAGUCUGAUUUUUAAUCGUCUAACAAAUUAUAUGUACUUUGGCUUCUUGCUCUGCACUCAGUGAUGAAAUGAAAACCAUGUGUAACGUUCAAACAGUUGUUUCCCAGUUAACGGACGGCACGGAAUGCCAGAGCAUCUCGUGUAAGAUCUGGCUGGGGCUGAUGCUGGUGUGAAAUGCCCUCCGGAGGCACAGAUCUGAGGGACGCGGAGCAGAUACGUCCACCCUGGUUCCUGCUGCUACGGUUACGGGGCCGCUCAGCCUCUGUCCGGGGUGACAAGCUACCUGUGUUGGCAAAUCUCGUAUCCGGGGUGCAAGACAGAGAGCCCUGGGAAGUGUUGGCCGUGAGCUUAGUUAGAUCUGCUUCUGUGAGUCAGAGGCAUUUGGGGGAAAAGCUAAGCUUCUGUGUCGACCCCAUGUCUCACUUUAACGCACCUUAGAACUUUUUUUUUCCCAGUUGGUGCCUUUUCCGAGACUAACGCACGAUGAGAUGAGUGAAGGAGGCUCCUUAUUUGGAGUUGGGGGCCACCCAUCUGCUGCAGACCUGAGCCCUGCCGGUCCUGGGGUGGCCGGCUUGAGGGGACGGGACGGGGUGCUUUGAUGGGGACGUGGCUUCUUGUUGGGAGCCAUAUAUAUGUGUCGGCGUUGGCGACACCCCGGUGGGGCAGUUGGACAUCUAACAACUGUGUCUCUUGCAGAUCAUGUAUUACCGACAGGCCUUACUGAGGUCCACGGUGAAGUCUUCUGUGUCCCUUGGCGGGAUCGUCAAGUACAGUGAGCAGUUUUCGUCCAACGACGCCAUCAUGUCGGGCUGCCUUCCUAGCAAUCCUUGGGUGACGGAUGACACCCAGUUCUGGGACUUAAAUGCCAAACUGGUGGAAAUCCCAACCAAGAUGCGGGUGGAACGAUGGGCCUUCAACUUCAGCGAGCUGAUCCGAGACCCCAAGGGUCGACAGAGCUUCCAGUACUUUCUCAAGAAAGAAUUCAGUGGGGAGAAUCUGGGAUUCUGGGAAGCCUGUGAGGAUCUGAAGUACGGAGAUCAGUCCAAGGUCAAGGAGAAAGCGGAGGAGAUUUACAAGCUGUUCCUGGCCCCAGGGGCGAGGCGGUGGAUAAACAUAGACGGCAAAACCAUGGACAUCACAGUCAGGGGGCUGAAGCAUCCCCACCGCUACGUGCUGGACGCCGCGCAGACCCACAUCUACAUGCUCAUGAAGAAGGACUCUUAUGCCCGCUACUUAAAAUCCCCAAUCUAUAAGGAGAUGCUGGCCAGAGCAGUUGAACCUCAGGAAACCACCAAGAGAAGCUCGAGCAUCCGGUUCAUGCGGCGUCCCCUGCGCUCCAGCCCAAGCCCCGUCAUCCUCAGGCAGCUGGAAGAAGAAGCCAAGGCUCGGGAAGCGGCCAACACGGUGGACAUCACCCAGCCGGGCCGGCGCGCGGCCCCCAGCCCCCACCUGGCCGUGUACACCGGGACCCGCCCGGCCCGCUCUCCUUCCAGCCCCCGCUCCCCGCCCGGCCGCUUCACCCGGCGGCCCAGCAGCACCGCCGGCCCCUCGCCCAUCAGGGUGGCCUUGGAGGGCUCCCCGGCCGAGGGGCGGACGCCGGAGGCCGCCCGCGGGCGCUCGGAUGCUGAGACCGGCGGGGCCUCCGCGCACCAGCCCCGGCCCCGGGCCCCGCCCAAGGCCCGCGUGGCCCUGCCCCUCGGCCGGUUCCUGAGACGAGGCUGUCUGGCCUCCCCGCUCUUUGCCAGGCUCUCCGCCAGGUGCCCCCCUGUGCCCCACGGGAAGGUGCAGCCGCUGGGGGACGCGGGCCGGCAGCUGCCACCACCGAGGUCCCGGAGAGCAGCCAACUUCUUCCAGAUCAAAAUGGAUGUGCCGACGGGGAGCGGGACCUGCCUGAUGGACUCGGAGGACACGAGGACAGGAGAACGGAGUGACCAGGCCACAGGAAAGGAGGUCAUCUGCCCCUGGGAGAGCCUGGCCUAGGGCAAAGCUAGGGGAGCCCGGGGCCCCGGACUAGGCAGUCGCUUCUGCACGCUCGGCUGGAUGGGGCCGCGGGACAUGCUUGCUCUAAACCAAAGUGCAUUAAGAUCGUAUUUGGGGAUUGGAGAGACGAGAUGGAUGGAUGAUGGAGAAGAGUGCCCUGGCUGGGCUCCCCCUGGCCAACCCCUUCCCUCGACCCUGACCCCGGGUCAGAAGAAAGG
Molecule: messenger RNA, 2302 nt
Organism: Physeter macrocephalus (sperm whale)
Lineage: Eukaryota; Metazoa; Chordata; Mammalia; Artiodactyla; Physeteridae
Product: regulator of G-protein signaling 9-like
Exons: 9
Coding region: 804-2084 (426 amino acids)
Biological process (GO): G protein-coupled receptor signaling pathway; regulation of G protein-coupled receptor signaling pathway; positive regulation of GTPase activity
Cellular component (GO): cytoplasm; neuron projection; plasma membrane
Molecular function (GO): GTPase activator activity
Source: RefSeq, a predicted model, not a curated record